Syzygium oleosum is the source of this 2045-nucleotide messenger RNA. RefSeq names its product protein ACCELERATED CELL DEATH 6-like. The transcript is spliced from 4 exons. Lineage: Eukaryota; Viridiplantae; Streptophyta; Magnoliopsida; Myrtales; Myrtaceae. Gene Ontology annotation, molecular function: protein phosphatase regulator activity; protein phosphatase 1 binding. The record is from RefSeq and is a predicted model, not a curated record. Bases 84 to 2045 code for a protein of 653 amino acids. Gene Ontology annotation, cellular component: plasma membrane.
UGUCGCUAUAAAUCUGCUAAAUUUGAGUCUUUGGACACCAGGCCAAUUCGCUGAAAGUCACAGGCAUAGUCACGCACGGAGAGAUGGAUGUGAAGUUGUCUAUAGAUGACCAGGAGAUUUGGAAGCAGAGAAGGCAGAGACUGGAAGCACUAAACCGGGCCUUCCCGAGCCAGCAACAGCACGAUCCUGCACAACACGACAAGAUUAUGGAUCCUGUGCUGUACUCGGCCGCGAAGAAAGGAGACGUCGACGAGUUCAUCAGAGCCCUGGAGGAUCAUUGCGCCAAGGAAAGAGUGUCGUUGCCCAUCCUUCUCAAGCUACAUAGCCCCUCCAAGAAUACAUUGCUUCACGCUGCAGCAGAGAGCAGCGAUGAUAUUGUCAGAGCGGUCAUCGAUUUCGUCCCUAAGCACUUGAUCUCCUGUCAAAACUCCAGAGGAGAGACGCCGCUUCACAUUGCGGCUAGAGCCGGGAAAGCCGGUGCAGUGAAGCUUCUCCUUCCUCGGGGGAACCCAACUUGCACUAACCACAGCGGCAACACCGCUCUGCACGAAGCAGUGAGGAAACACCGUUAUGAGGUGAUCUGUUGGCUGGUGAGUGAGGACCCCAAUACGCUGUAUCAUCAGAAUAAGGAAAGCAAGUCUCCAUGGUGCCUAGCAGUCGAAACAGGGGACUUGGAGGUUCUCGAGCUCUUGUUGAGAACGCCAAACGAUGGCGAAGACCAGAGUAGAUCAGAAAGUCAAAGGGUUUGCGGCAUGUCACCCGUUCAUGUUGCCAUUCUGCACAAGAGAAUGGAUAUGCUGAAGAAGAUGUGGGAAAAGAAGCCGUGGCUAUUUCAAUUGAGAGAUGCGGGAGACGGCACUCCACUCCACUUUGCAGCGUACGACAAUUAUCUCGAUGGAGUCAAGUUCUUGAUCAAGAAGUUUCCAACAAGCGCCCUGGAGCAAGACGGGAUGGGCUAUCUCCCUAUCCAUGUUGCCUGCAUAAGGGAUCGAGUCGGGAUCGUCAAGGAGCUACUUCAGCAGUGGAUAGACCCCGCAGAGUUUGCAGCUAGGCUAGGACAAAACAUUCUUCACGUGUCAGCGAGGCACGGAAGCAUUGCAACUGUCAAAUACAUACUGGCGAAUCCCAAAUUUGGUCACCUCAUAAAUGCAAGAGAUUUUGACGGGAAUACACCUCUGCAUCUGGCUGCGUUGCACUGCCAACCUUCGGUCCUGUUUCUUGCACGAGACAUAAAAGUUGAUCUUAAGCUGGUCAAUAACAAUAACAUGACGGCUCUCGACGUGGUAGAGCAGGACAAUAAAGUAAUUCCUCCUCCCCUUGGGAAGAGAUUUACGUGGAUAACUUUGGUAUCUGCCGGAACACGAAAAAGUGGAGAAUUAGCUAUCUGCAAGACAACCGGCCGGCACCCACGGAAACGACCUGAACCGAUGGGAUUGGAGAGAUAUAGGGACAUAGCAGAUUCUUUCGCGGUCGUGCUGGCGCUCGUGGCCUCUGUCACUUUCACUUCUGGUUUUUCCGUUCCCGGAGGAUAUAAUGGUUCUGAAGGAGAUGCUGGAAUCCCCAUAUUGCUCCACAAAGCCAUGUACAAUGUCUUUGUGAUUUGCAACUCCAUCGCCAUGUAUAGCUCGAUCACGGCGCUCGCAGUGCUCAUCUGGUACCGAGUUAAUGAUCCUUCCGUGGGGCAAACUGUCAUUUUCUUGUCAAUUCUCCCAUUAUGGACAACUCUUUUGGCAAUGCCUCUAGCAUUCAUGGCGGGCAUCUACGUGACAGUAUCCAAACUCACUUGGCUUUCUAUUUUUGGCUUGGUCUUGGGAUCUGUCGCCCUCCUCACUAUCUUCGAUAUCUUCAUGUUGAUACAUAUACCGCUUGGGUCCAGACAUCCUCUCAUUCGUCCGUUCACCGACACAGUGCUUCUUUUGGGUAUUUCAAUAUCAGGGGGAGACACUGCAGGGAGUGGGACUGCGGGACCUGCAGCUACAUCCGUGCCCACAGCUACAUCCAUCCAGGGCACUCGCGAUGAUAACCUACACCCCCCACUUGGAUAG